Messenger RNA from Aspergillus melleus, 2286 nucleotides. RefSeq lists its product as uncharacterized. Bases 1 to 2286 code for a protein of 761 amino acids. The transcript has a single exon. The record is from RefSeq and is a predicted model, not a curated record. NCBI's taxonomy places the organism in Eukaryota, Fungi, Ascomycota, Eurotiomycetes, Eurotiales, Aspergillaceae.
AUGUCAGAAGAUGUGUGGCUCGAAAACGUCCAAGUGGAAGACGCAGCACCCUUAAUCAACCCCAACAUGUGUAUUACAUUCGUCGUUCGACUGCUCCAUCAUGCCCGUCAAUUGCUGCCGCAGGCUCAGGUUCCCAUUGUGCGCGCGCUCGCAACCUAUCUGACUCUCCUGAAGUCAGACAAGGCGCACGGCGUCUCUCGUGCGACUGCACAUAACAUGAAGUUCAUGACGGCUAAAUUCAAUUUGGUUCUUCGGUUACUCGCACUGCGCUGCAGACAGGGUUCAUUUAGGUCGGCUUCAAUACAGCAGGAAGCACAGUUCACACUACUCAGAGCGAUGGCGGGGAAUCAACCCGUUAUGCCUGUGACCCGGCAAAGCUAUCAGGCUAUCGCUGCGGUCCAACUUACACACAAAAAGACAUCGGCAGAACGUCAAUUUGCAGAAUUGAAGGCACCAUCGUGGCCACCCUGGAAAGAAGAGAAGUCAGGCAUCGACUUCCAGCGCGGAUCUGAAGGGAUGAGUAGUCGAGCAAUGCGCGUGAUGGCCCAAAUGAAGGAGGCAGGAUACGGCCAUAGCCGCUGGGAAGAGGUUGCUGGAAUCUAUGCCGGCUGGGACACCGACAAAAGUCCAACCAUCCAAACUAGGGCUUCGACGCCCCAGCCCCGGCUUCUGGGCAAUUCGGUAGGCAGUACCUCUAGUGCAGCAAUCUGGGAGGCUCGUUUGCGUUCCACUAGAACUGUGCGUGAAGCCUGGGCAUGCUUCCUGUCAUACCAAGAUCAAGGCCUGCCCCCACGGGACAGAGUGUAUGGUGCGAUGGUUGACAAGUUGAUCUACGGCGAUAAGCCAGAGAAGAACAACCUUAGCUACUCAAACCAUGCGCUGCCGGGCGAUGGAUUGGAAGUUUUCCCCGAACCUUCCUCCGCCCGAGAUUUGAUCUAUGUACAUACCGAGCCACCUACUUUGGGUGAAUUUCUCCAUCAGAUGAUGUCCCAGGGCAUCCGACCGCGGAGCAAGAUGUUGGCUUCGCUUCUUCCUUCCGCGCCUAACAUCCGUUGUGGUCUGGAUUAUCUUUGCUGCAGCCUUCUAUCCAACGAUCAGGUCAUGGCCUUGUGUACUAUUUGGGGCAGUGAAACCGCCUAUCGAGAAAGAAGUGGGAGAGUCUUGAACGAGAUAUCAGACUAUCUUUUCACUGCCUUUAUAUCCCUCUUGUGCAAGUUUCCGACCCCGAAGGAGCUUAUGUUUCGACACUCCGUGCGCGCCAUGGAUGCCUUCCCCUUAAUUAUGGGGUACCGGUCCAAGGCUCACUUGAAGCCCGCGACCCUCUUUUCUUAUGCCCCGGGCAGCCCAACCAAUUUACAGCAUGCGAUCAAUUUGCUUAUGGUACGGAAGUCCAAGCCUCCCGAGGCAUGGACUCAUGUCUUGUCGGCUAUUAGCAGGAACCGCCUGUCUCAUGCCAACCGCGUGGUAAAUAAAAACACGCAAAUUGUAUUCGCCUGGUAUGAGAGCUUGGAAUUACUUGGCCGCAUGAAAAAGCUUCGAAUUGAACUUCGUCCGGAGGCAUUCCGGCUUCUUUGCAACAGUUUCUCCAAAUUCAUGAUGGCCGAGAAAACACAUCCCGGCGCAACAGAAGAAGGCAUGCAACUUGUAGCAGAAGCGGCACGGCAUGGAGCAUUGACUCAUGUCGAUUCAGACUCUCUGCAGCCGCAGGAUAUCACUGCCCGUGGUCUUCAUAUCCUCCGAAGUCAAUUUGACCGACUGGUUACCCAGGGCUCGAUGACAUACCCAGUGUUUGGGAAGGACAGCAAACGUCGAUUCAGAGCGGAAGGCGCCGACUCACUGCCUCGUUUAUCUUACAUUCCCUCCCCGGCCAUCUUCCACGCACUUGUGAGAUCGCUUGGGUUUGCCGAAGAUUACGAUGGCUUAAUACAAGUCCUUGAAUGGAUGUGUCGCUACGAAUCCAACAUCCAGGAAGUGUCGGAAGAGUAUAUGAACGGCGCAAGGAUGUUGCGAAACGUCGUGGUGGCAGUCGGCGUGUUCCUCGAGGGACAUUUGGGCGUACGGUCCCAACAGCGCUCGACCAAGACGCAGCCGGCUCAUGUGCCGACCGAAACACUCUCAGCGGAGGAAGCCUCGUCGGAUCAUUCCGAUGGAAGACCACCUGCGGACCUCUUCUUGGAGAAAGCAUAUGACAUGGUGACGGCGUCGGAGGUCCUGGGUCCUUGGCCGAACCAUGAAGAAAUCCAGGCGUAUUGCCAAACUCAUUGGGAGGAGCAGCGGGUGCUGUGA